UGAUAUCUUCUUGCUUGAUUCUUCUCUGAUCUUUUUGUUCCUCUUUUCUCGUCUCUCUGAAAAUCGUUUUCCGUUCUUCGCAUCGGAGAUAAAAAAAAAAAAGAAUGUCUUCGAAAGACAAGAAACCGGCGAGACCAUCGACUAGUCGUGGUGGAAUCCGAACUCUUUCCGAUCUUAAUCGUAGGUCUGGUCCUGAUUCCGACAGUGAUUCCGAUGGACCUCAAGAAUACUACACCGGCGGUGAAAAAAGUGGUAUGCUUGUUCAAGAUCCAUCCAAAAAAGAUGAUGUUGAUGAGAUAUUUAAUCAAGCUAGACAAUUAGGAGCUGUGGAAGGACCUCUUGAGCCUCCUUCGAGUUCGAGGAGUUUCACUGGAACUGGGAGAUCGCUUUCUGGUGAAAAUAUGUCUACUGGUCUUCAACAGCCUGAGCCUGUUGUUCACAACAUUGUUUUCUGGUCUAAUGGAUUCACUAUAGAUGAUGGUCCUUUGAGGAAAUUGGAUGAUCCUGAGAAUGCAUCGUUUCUCGAGAGCAUUCGAAAAUCUGAGUGCCCGAAAGAGCUUGAGCCUGCGGAUAAAAGAGCUCCGGUUCAUGUCAAUCUGAUGCGAAGGGAAGAGAAAUGUCCUGAAAGACAGAAGCGUAGGGUUUCAUUUCAAGGUGUUGGAAGAACUCUAGGUGGUAGCAAUGACGGCAGCGGAAGUAGCUCACCUGUUGCUCCAGACUCCGCUGCUAUUCCCAUCCAAACCAACCAAACCGUACCAGCCCCACCUCCAAGUCUUGUAAUAGAUGAAACUAUUCCAAUCACAUCGAUACAGCUUAGAUUAGCGGAUGGGACACGUCUGGUGGGUAAGUUUAAUCACCAUCACACGGUCAACGACAUUCGCGGUUUCAUUGACUCCUCUCGUCCUGGAGCUCCGGUGAACUACCAGCUUCAGACAAUGGGAUUCCCACCUAAGCCUUUGACUGAUCUCACUCAGACCAUUGAAGAAGCUGGUCUCGCCAACUCUGUCGUUCUUCAGAAAUUCUAGAAAAUUCUACAAGGUUUGUUCUUUUUUGUCUUUCUAUAUGUAUUAUUAUGAGAUCUCCAUAACUGUUAUAGUAACCAGAUCUUUGAAAUGUAAGUUACUUCUUCGCUUUGUAUACGCAGCAUAAAUGAGGGUCUCUCAUAUGAGAAGAAAAGACUUGUGGUAUAGUUUUUCGUAAUUUAUCGAAAUUAUAUAAUGAACAACUGUUAUAUAUUA
Arabidopsis lyrata subsp. lyrata is the source of this 1238-nucleotide messenger RNA. RefSeq names its product plant UBX domain-containing protein 4. Lineage: Eukaryota; Viridiplantae; Streptophyta; Magnoliopsida; Brassicales; Brassicaceae. Gene Ontology annotation, biological process: membrane fusion; Golgi organization; proteasome-mediated ubiquitin-dependent protein catabolic process. Gene Ontology annotation, molecular function: ubiquitin binding. The transcript has 4 exons. Bases 105 to 1025 code for a protein of 306 amino acids. The record is from RefSeq and is a predicted model, not a curated record. Gene Ontology annotation, cellular component: nucleus; cytosol.